AUGCUCAUAAAGCUAAAUGUGAAUGUACAUAGUAAAUACCUAUGUACUGGUUGCUGUGAGUCAAGAUAUAUAAUUUUCUCUUUUAAUGUGUGGAGUAAUUUUUUUUUUUUUCUGGACCACCUAGUAUUUUCCCUCAGCGUUUUUGGUGAUUUCUGUGAGCAUGUGUGCGUGCUGUCCUGUCUGACUGUUUGCAACCCCAUGGGCUGUAGCCCGCCAGGCUCUUCUAUCCAUGGAAUAUUCAAGGCAAGAAUACUGAAAUGGGUGGCCAUUUCAUUCUCCAGGGAAUCUUCCCAACCCAGGAUCGAACCGAUGUCUCCUGUGUCUCCUGCAUUGCAGGCAGAUUCUUUCCCUGAUGAGCCAUCGAGGAGGCCCCGAUUCCUUUGA
Messenger RNA from Rangifer tarandus platyrhynchus (Svalbard reindeer), 384 nucleotides. The record is from the annotation of a GenBank genome assembly. NCBI's taxonomy places the organism in Eukaryota, Metazoa, Chordata, Mammalia, Artiodactyla, Cervidae.